Molecule: messenger RNA, 303 nt
Organism: Mesorhabditis spiculigera
Lineage: Eukaryota; Metazoa; Nematoda; Chromadorea; Rhabditida; Rhabditidae
Source: the annotation of a GenBank genome assembly
AUGCGACUGAUCGCCCUGACUGCUAUUCUCAUUGUUGCGGCUGCUAUGGCCACCCCGCUGUCGGAAGUGUUCAAACAUCUUCAGAUGAAGCAGAACGAGAUUAGACAAAAGCAGCUGCUCGAUUUUAUCGCUAAGAACGUCCCCGAAGGCCUCGACCAGCCAAACCCGAAAAUCGCCGAGUACGAAACCUUCAAAUCGGACAAAAUGUCCAACUUUGUGAACGAUGGCCUCGGCCACCUGCAGUUCCGCCAAUUCCGACGACUUCGACUGGGCGAUGUGCUCUCCCGACACCAGGCCGGAAUC